CUCACAUGCGCGAGGUUUUUGAAAAGGAAUGCGAGGACCACGAUACGUAACCCUUUCACUCCCCGCACAAUCGGCAAUCACGGGCAAGUAUACAUAUACCCCCGAACUGUAUUUUUAAAUACUCGCCUUUCUAUUCCUUUGGAUACACAACUCAAUUUUUACACCUAUGCCUGAACAAAAGACCGCAGUCAUCACCGGUGCCUCCUCUGGUAUCGGGUACGCCGCCUCCAUCGAAAUGGCUAAAAGAGGCUACCAAGUCUAUGCCUGUGCCAGAAGAUUGGAGCCAAUGGAGGAAUUAAAGAAAUACGGUGUCAAGACCUUCACUUGCGAUGUCACCGAUUUGGAAAGCGUCAAGAAAGCCAAAGCUUAUAUCGAAAAGGAGACCAACGGUAAACUUGACGUGUUGUACAACAACGCCGGCCAGUCUUGCACCUUCCCAGCGAUCGAUGUUACCGACGAGCAAGCAUUGCAGUGUUUCCAAGCCAAUGUUCUUGGCCCGGUUAGAAUGACACGUGAGUUCUCUUCGCUUUUGAUCGAAGCCAAGGGUAUCAUCGUCUUCACUGGCUCUAUUGCGGGCAUCAUGCCAUUCCCAUGGGGCUCUAUUUACGGUUCUACUAAGGCUGCAAUCCACCAGUUUGCGGCUGUCUUACACUUGGAGAUGAAACCAUUCGGUGUUAGGGUGCUCAAUGUGAUUACCGGGGGUGUCAAGACGAAUAUCGCUGACACCAGACCUUUCCCAGAGACCUCUGUCUAUGCCUGUCCCGAACUUGAUGCUUCGCUUAUCGAGAGAAGACAGAUGGCUGCCAAGAACAAUCCGGUAUCGGCCGAGGCUUACGCCAAGAAGGUGGUUGACGAUAUUGAGUCCAGCAGCAACAGACUCAACGUCUACAGAGGGACCAUGGCUACUAUUUUGCCAACUCUUAUGGCGAUCAUUCCAAGAUUUAUCAUUGAAAAAUUCUUUUCCGUCAAGUUCAAGUUGUUACCACUCUGGGCCGCCCUCCAGAGAAAAUCUUCCAAAAAGACGGAUUAGCUUAUGUGGAUGACCUCCGUUUGUGGAAAUGCAUGUUAUAGGUACCAAAACAUCGGAGUUAUAUGUAAUGUUGUUCAAACUUUCAGUCCACGGAGGGUAUAUUAUCUCAGAUUUUUUUUUGUUUUUAUGCUACGCAAGCAUAAGCAUUGUAAGUGCUCCAUGUAGUGUUAUAUAUAGGUCACAUAAAUUCUCAGCUUGUCCAAUACGGAUAAAGUUAUUUGGCAUAUAGUGACGAGCCGUUCGAGAAUUAUACAAGAUUUUUCG
This is a messenger RNA of Babjeviella inositovora NRRL Y-12698, 1294 nucleotides long. RefSeq names its product SDR family oxidoreductase. The coding region runs from base 167 to 1030 and encodes 287 amino acids. Lineage: Eukaryota; Fungi; Ascomycota; Pichiomycetes; Serinales. The record is from RefSeq and is a predicted model, not a curated record. Gene Ontology annotation, molecular function: triacylglycerol lipase activity; acylglycerone-phosphate reductase (NADP+) activity. The transcript is spliced from 2 exons. Gene Ontology annotation, biological process: phosphatidic acid biosynthetic process; triglyceride catabolic process. Gene Ontology annotation, cellular component: endoplasmic reticulum; lipid droplet.